UGGGAAUUUAGGACGGUUGGACCUUCGCCCAAUUGUACAAUGGAUGAACCACAUUGCCGGAAAAUCAACUACCAUCAAACCGGCGAACCAUUCUUUCAUUGCGCCCCCAUCGUCAUUCCUUACCUCAAUCCCACCGAGCUAGCCUCCAUCUCCUCAACCUGCAAAACCUUGCACCACCUCUCCACCAGCGUAAUUCCCCGCAGAACCUCCGACGCUUCCAGAGGUUUUGAGAAGCUUCCUGUCCCUUUCCACAACCCCAUCCCCGACGACCCCCACACCUACUCCUACUUCCUCUACACUCCAUCGCAGAUUCUCCGCACUACCACCCACCUCCGCCAGCCAUGGGGCUCCGACCACGAUACCCCACCCGAUCCCCCCUCUCCUUUCCUAUUCCGCGUCGACGGCGCCACCGGUUGCGAUUGCGCAAAAGGCUGCGGCGCCGAUGAUUUUUGCCCCUGCUUGAAUCUAGAAUGCGGCCCGAGUUGCAAGUGUGACUCGCUGUGCGGAAACAGGGAGACUCAGUGCGGGCUGAAUUUGAAGUUGAAGAUUGUAAAACACGAGAAAAAGGGCUGGGGCCUCUAUGCGGCGGAGCUGAUCACCGCCGGAAGGUUUAUCUGCGAAUAUGCCGGUGAGGUUUUGUCGACCAAGGAAGCAAGAGAGAGGCAGCAAAGCUACGACGAAGCGGCGAGGAUGGGACGGCUGAGUCCGGCUCUUUUGGUGGUGAAGGAGCAUCUUCCAUUCGGAAACACAUGUAUGAGGAUGAACAUUGACGCAACCCGGAUCGGCAACAUUGCGCGAUUCAUCAACCAUUCAUGUGAUGGCGGUAACCUCGACACCCUGAUAGUCAGAAGUUCCGGUUCCCUCCUGCCCCGCGUCUGCUUCUUUGCGGCUUCGGAUAUUCGGGCAGACGACGAACUCACUUUCAGCUAUGGCGAUGUCGCCCUUAGCGCCGAUCCUCGCCCUUGUUUCUGCGGUGCUUCUUCUUGCUCCGGCAUCCUACCGUCUGAGCACACAUGAUAUUCUAUGCUGCUUGUUAUAAAGGAUGGAUCAAUCAGAGUUCAAAGACUUGAUUUUGAUGAGUUAUAAUACAACAAAGUGCAUGUUUUGAGCUGGCAUUGUGUUGUGUAUAACAAUGUUUUCUUUCCUAUCAUUUAUUGGUGAUGAUUGGCUUCAUGCGUGAGGAUUGCAGAGGAGAAAUGGGAGAGCCGUCGCUGCUUUGAGAUGCAUCCUGAACCUGAGCAGCAAACUGCAGAUUCCACACUACAUCUUCGAUCGAAGGUCUUUCAGCUGGAUCUUUGAGUAAGCAUCUGCAGCAUAUCCCAAUCAUCGUUCUUGCAGAUUCACCAGAGCACGUGUUUCUGACUGCUCGGUCGACUAAACUCCUCCUCGAUGAAUCAUCACUUGUUAUGCUCGCAUUCAUCUGCAUAACAUAUUGUGGAUGAAAGUGUUAUCAAUUGCUCAGUUUGCUACCACUGAUGUUUGGUAGUAGUAUAUUUUGGCAUUUGAUAGAGCAGAGAAAGAAAAAGAUGCUGAUAAGUAGCAUAAUAUUCUUCUAUUUUAAACUGAUGUAAACUUAGUUAGCUUCAUUUUUACUGCAUCAUUUGGUACUCCACUUUGUAAAAGAGGGAGAUAACAUAAUUCAAUAUUAGUUCAUGACUA
Salvia hispanica is the source of this 1659-nucleotide messenger RNA. RefSeq names its product SET domain protein 20 (gene SDG20). Lineage: Eukaryota; Viridiplantae; Streptophyta; Magnoliopsida; Lamiales; Lamiaceae. Gene Ontology annotation, molecular function: protein binding. The record is from RefSeq and is a predicted model, not a curated record.